AUGCACCUCAAGCACCUCCUCCAGCUCUCUCUCCUCCCAGCCCUGGUGGCCUCCCACCCCGGCCACGAGGAGACGCCAGCAACCCGCUCGCUGCUCAACUACAAGUCGCACCUCCGCCGCAGCCUGGACGCCUGCGCCCGCUCCCUCGACGAGUCGGGCCUGACCGCACGCGCCGUCUCCCGCCGCGCCCAACUCGCCAACAGCUACCGCAAGCACCGCCUCACCGCGCGCGACACCUCCGACGUACUCACAACCUCCCACCUCUCCAACACAUCCUACACGCUGUCGACCGAUGAGUCCGAGAUCUUCAGCGCAGCCAGCACCUGCACGCUCAACCCGGAAGGCGAAACCGGCCCGUUCUGGGUAAACGGCGAGCUGGUCCGGACCGACAUCCUGGAAGACGAGCCGGGCGUCCCCGUCGUGCUCGAGUACCAGUUCGUCGACGUCUCGACCUGCGCGCCGAUCGUGGAUCUCUACGCCGACACCUGGAGCUGCAACGCAACGGGCGUGUACUCCGGCGUGCAGGGGAACAACGGCAACGCCGACGACGCGAGCAUUCUCACAAAGACCUUCCUCCGUGGCGUCGGCAAGACAGACGACGAGGGCGUCGUGGCUUUCAGGACGCUCUUCCCGGGCCACUACGCCGGCCGCACGACGCACCACCACAUCAUCGCCCAUCUGAACGCGACCCUCCUCCCGAACAACACGCUGACCGGCGGCUCGGUCCCGCAUAUCGGGCAGCUGUUCUGGGACCAGGAUCUCAUUUACGCGGUUGAGGACACGGAGCCGUACGCCUCCAACUCGGUGGCUAUUACGACGAAUGCAGAGGACCGCGUGUUUAGCGAUGAGACGAGCGGGACGAGCUCCGACCCUGUCUUCAACUAUGUUUAUCUUGGGGAUGAGCUGGAGGAUGGAUUGUUGGGCUGGGUGACUGUUGCGGUUGAUCUGUCGGCCGAGUACUCGCCUGCGUACAGCUUCGUCUGGACCGACAGUGGCAGCGAGGCGGUAUCCGGUCACGGCGAUGACAAUGUGAAUGGCGGCGGUGGCCCUGGCGAGUCUGGAGCUCCCGGUGGUGCGCCUACGGGUGUUCCUACCGGUGCUCCUGGAUUCUAG
Messenger RNA from Aspergillus mulundensis, 1113 nucleotides. Its product is annotated as intradiol ring-cleavage dioxygenase. Bases 1 to 1113 code for a protein of 370 amino acids. Lineage: Eukaryota; Fungi; Ascomycota; Eurotiomycetes; Eurotiales; Aspergillaceae. The record is from RefSeq and is a predicted model, not a curated record. The transcript has a single exon. Gene Ontology annotation, molecular function: iron ion binding; oxidoreductase activity, acting on single donors with incorporation of molecular oxygen, incorporation of two atoms of oxygen.